CUUCGCCUCCCCCGCCCGCGUGGUCGCUGCUACCGCUGCCGCCAGAAGGAGCCGGGGGAGGACGGUGGCCUGUGAGGCUCGUCGCAGACAACGCGGCGGCGAUGUCCGCGAGCCAGGCGAGUGCCGCGGCGGCAGCGGCGGGGCCUCGCGGGUGCAAGGGCGGCCUGGGCUUCGGCCUCCCUCCGGUUCCCUGGAAGCGGGCCGGCGGUCAGCGCGGGAGUAGCAGCCGAGGCGGAGGCUCCAGCGCGUCUCUCUCCUUCCCUUCAGCCUGAGCCAGGGGAGGCCAGGCGGCCCGGGUGGCUGGAGGGGGGGUCCGCUGUCCGAGAAUGGGAAUUCUCUUCACCAGGAUAUGGAGACUGUUCAAUCACCAGGAGCACAAAGUUAUCAUUGUUGGGUUGGAUAAUGCAGGGAAAACUACUAUACUUUACCAAUUUUCUAUGAAUGAAGUUGUACAUACAUCCCCUACAAUAGGAAGUAAUGUAGAGGAGAUAGUGAUUAAUAAUACACGUUUCCUAAUGUGGGAUAUUGGUGGCCAAGAAUCUCUUCGUUCUUCCUGGAACACUUACUAUACUAACACAGAGUUUGUAAUAGUUGUUGUGGACAGUACAGACAGAGAGAGGAUUUCUGUAACUAGAGAAGAACUCUAUAAAAUGUUAGCACAUGAGGACCUAAGGAAAGCUGGAUUGCUGAUUUUUGCUAAUAAACAAGAUGUUAAAGAAUGCAUGACUGUAGCAGAAAUCUCCCAGUUUUUGAAGCUAACUUCUAUCAAAGAUCACCAGUGGCAUAUCCAGGCAUGCUGUGCUCUUACUGGUGAAGGAUUGUGCCAAGGACUUGAAUGGAUGAUGUCACGACUUAAGAUUAGAUGAUCUCUCCUGACCUGACCUCUUCUCAUAGACUUUGCAUAAACGAAGUGCUGGACUUCGUCUGAAAGUUGCAAAAAUUAAUGGUUUAGAUAUAUUUAUAAUAAACUGAUUUAAACUUUUUCUAUAAGAAGACAAAUUAAGACCACUUAUUUGAAAACAAAGAUGAAAUCUCACCUUCCAAUUUGCUUUUCCAUUAGUUCCUUCCAAAGUAAUUUAUUAAAGCUGUGAUUGACAUUUUUCCUGUAAUGAAUCCUCUCAGGAAAUUGUGUAGUUUGUGGUAAGUAUAAAGGGAGAGGAAGAUGUUUUGAACUUAAAGAGCUUUAUUAUCAGUAUAACCCUCCCUAGUUGAAUUUCCAUUUUCUUGUUCCAUUAAGUCAAAAUACAAGUCAGCACAGAUAUUCAGUUUCUAAUAUUUUAAAAUGUAAUGUUACUUAUGAAAAGUAUUUUGUAUCAGGUUGUGUAUGUAUUGUGUAUAUACCUCACUUUCAAGUUAAUGGCUUUGAUUUACGUUCUAAAGAAAAGCAAAUAAUACAAAAAUUAUCAAUAUCCUUAGUUAUAACCAUAAUAAGUACUGGCAUUGGUGUUAAGUACCAUUUUGUACUCUUCUUUAUGUUCUCUGUAUUGUAUUGACCAAUCCCCAAAAUCAUUGAGCUGCU
Messenger RNA from Nycticebus coucang (slow loris), 1519 nucleotides. It is a transcript of the gene ARL5A, whose product is annotated as ADP ribosylation factor like GTPase 5A. Gene Ontology annotation, cellular component: cytoplasm; trans-Golgi network. Gene Ontology annotation, molecular function: GTPase activity; GTP binding. The transcript is spliced from 6 exons. Gene Ontology annotation, biological process: protein localization to Golgi membrane; intracellular protein transport; vesicle-mediated transport. The coding region runs from base 327 to 866 and encodes 179 amino acids. Lineage: Eukaryota; Metazoa; Chordata; Mammalia; Primates; Lorisidae. The record is from RefSeq and is a predicted model, not a curated record.